Messenger RNA from Fusarium falciforme, 6852 nucleotides. RefSeq lists its product as hypothetical. Gene Ontology annotation, molecular function: acetyl-CoA carboxylase activity; metal ion binding; ATP binding. The transcript is spliced from 4 exons. Lineage: Eukaryota; Fungi; Ascomycota; Sordariomycetes; Hypocreales; Nectriaceae. The record is from RefSeq and is a predicted model, not a curated record. The coding region runs from base 1 to 6852 and encodes 2283 amino acids. Gene Ontology annotation, biological process: fatty acid biosynthetic process.
AUGACUGAGAUCUCAGCUGGUGCCCAGGAGGGUGCCAAUGGGCGGUCGGUGCCCUACGUCAAUGGCAAAGCGUCGUAUGCAGAGAAGUUCAAUAUCGCAGACCACUUCAUCGGCGGAAACCGAGUAGAGAAUGCGCCUCCCAGCAAGGUCAAGGACUUUGUUGUCCAGAACGGCGGUCACACCGUUAUUACCAACGUCCUCAUUGCGAACAACGGUAUCGCCGCCGUCAAGGAGAUCCGAUCAGUCCGAAAAUGGGCCUACGAGACGUUCGGCGACGAGCGAGCCAUUCACUUCACCGUGAUGGCUACCCCCGAAGAUCUGCAGGCCAACGCAGAGUACAUUCGAAUGGCCGACCACUACGUCGAGGUUCCCGGCGGCACCAACAACCACAACUAUGCCAACGUCGAGCUGAUUGUGGAUAUUGCUGAGCGCAUGAACGUCCAUGCCGUCUGGGCUGGAUGGGGCCACGCCUCCGAGAAUCCCAAGCUGCCUGAGUCGCUGGCCGCCUCCCCAAAGAAGAUCGUCUUCAUCGGUCCCCCCGGCUCCGCCAUGCGAUCACUAGGCGACAAGAUCUCCUCCACAAUCGUAGCACAACACGCCGACGUACCUUGUAUUCCCUGGUCGGGAACUGGCGUCAGCGACGUCGCUGUCGACGACAAGGGCAUUGUCACCGUCGCCGACGACAUCUACGCCAAGGGAUGUGUGACCUCGUGGGAGGAGGGUCUGGAGAAGGCCAAGGAGAUUGGCUUCCCCGUCAUGAUCAAGGCUUCCGAGGGUGGUGGUGGUAAGGGUAUCCGAAAGGCCGUCGCCGAGGAGGGUUUCGAGGCUCUCUACAAGGCCGCCGCCAGCGAAAUCCCUGGCUCUCCCAUCUUCAUCAUGAAGCUUGCCGGCAACGCCCGACAUCUCGAGGUUCAGCUGCUCGCUGAUCAGUACGGCAACAACAUCUCCCUCUUCGGCCGAGAUUGCUCCGUUCAGCGACGUCACCAGAAGAUUAUUGAGGAGGCUCCCGUCACCAUUGCGAAGCCCGACACGUUCAAGGCCAUGGAGGAGGCCGCUGUCCGUCUCGGUAAGCUGGUCGGUUACGUCUCCGCCGGUACCGUCGAGUACCUCUACUCCCACGCCGACGACAAGUUCUACUUCCUGGAGCUCAACCCCCGUCUCCAGGUCGAGCAUCCUACCACUGAGAUGGUCAGUGGUGUCGAUCUGCCUGCUGCUCAGCUGCAGAUUGCUAUGGGUCUUCCCCUUCACCGCAUCCGCGAUAUUCGACUCCUGUACGGCGUCGACCCCAAGACGUCGAGCGAGAUCGACUUUGAGUUCAAGAACGAGGGCACUGCUCUGAGCCAGCGACGACCCCAGCCCAAGGGCCACACCACCGCUUGCCGAAUCACCUCUGAGGAUCCCGGUGAGGGCUUCAAGCCUUCCAACGGUGUCAUGCACGAGCUCAACUUCAGGAGUAGCUCCAACGUCUGGGGUUACUUCUCCGUCGGUUCGCAGGGUGGUAUUCACAGUUUCUCGGACUCUCAGUUCGGUCACAUUUUCGCUUAUGGCGAGAACCGUUCUGCUUCGCGGAAGCACAUGGUCAUGGCCCUCAAGGAGCUGAGCAUUCGUGGUGAUUUCCGAACCACCAUUGAGUACCUCGUCAAGCUUCUCGAGACCGAGGCCUUCGAGGAGAACACCAUCUCCACUGGCUGGCUGGAUGAGCUCAUCUCCAAGCGUCUUACCGCUGAGCGACCUGAGACCAUGCUCGCCGUUGUCUGCGGUGCCAUCACCAAGGCUCACAUUGCCAGUGAGGCAUGCAUGGCCGAGUAUCGCGCUGGCCUCGAGAAGGGUCAGGUUCCCUCCAAGGAUAUCCUGAAGACGGUCUUCACUAUUGACUUCAUCUACGAGGGUUUCCGAUACAAGUUCACCGCCACCCGUGCCAGCUCUGACAGCUACCAUCUCUUCAUCAACGGCUCCAAGUGCUCGGUUGGUGUCCGUGCUCUGAGCGACGGUGGUCUCCUUAUCCUGCUCGACGGACGAAGCCACAACGUCUACUGGAAGGAGGAAGUUGGUGCAACCCGUCUGUCCGUUGACAACAAGACCUGCUUGUUGGAGCAGGAGAACGACCCUACCCAGCUUCGCUCUCCUAGCCCUGGUAAGCUCGUCAAGUACACUGUCGAGAACGGUGCCCACGUCCGAGCUGGCCAGACCUAUGCUGAGGUCGAGGUCAUGAAGAUGUACAUGCCCCUCGUUGCUCAGGAGGAUGGUGUUGUCCAGCUCAUCAAGCAGCCCGGAGCCACUCUUGAGGCCGGUGACAUCCUUGGUAUCCUUGCCCUGGAUGACCCUACCCGCGUGAAGCAGGCUCAGGCUUUCGUUGACAAGCUCCCUGCCUACGGUGAGCCUGUUGUCAUUGGUUCUAAGCCUGCUCAGCGCUUCUCUGUCCUCUACAACAUCCUCAACAACAUCCUCCUCGGCUACGACAACUCCGUCAUUAUGCUGCCUACCCUCAAGGAGCUUAUUGAGGUUCUCCGAGACCCCGAGUUGCCCUACAGCGAGUGGAACGCUCAGUUCUCGGCCCUCCACGCCCGCAUGCCCCAGAAGCUCGAUGCUCAGUUCACUCAGAUCGUCGACCGCGCCAAGUCCCGACACGCCGAGUUCCCUGCCAAGUCCCUUGGCAAGGCUUUCCACCGGUUCCUCGAGGACAACGUCGCUCCUGCUGAUGUCGACAUGCUCAAGACCACCCUCGCUCCCCUUACUGAAGUCAUCGACAUGUACUCUGAGGGCCAGAAGAACCGUGAGCUUUCCGUCAUCAAGGGUCUUCUCGAGCAGUACUGGGAGGUUGAGAACCUCUUCAUGAACCAGCCUCAGGAGGAUGCUGUUGUUCUUAAGCUCCGUGACCAGCACAAGGACGACAUCAUGAAGGUUGUUCACACUGUCCUGUCUCACAGCCGUGUCAGCGCCAAGAGUUCCUUCGUCCUGGCCAUUCUUGAGGAGUACCGCCCCAACAAGCCCAAGGCUGGCAACAUUGCCAAGAACCUUCGCGACACUCUCCGCAUGCUCACUGAGCUUCAGUCCUCGCGCCCCACCUCCAAGGUCUCUCUCAAGGCCCGCGAGAUCAUGAUCCAAUGCUCUCUUCCCUCCCUCGAGGAGAGAACCGCCCAGCUGGAGCACAUCCUGCGCACCUCCGUUAUCGAGUCCCGAUACGGUGAGACUGGCUGGGACCACCGAGAGCCUAGCCUGGACAUCAUCAAGGAGGUCGUUGACUCCAAGUACACUGUCUUCGACGUCUUGACCAUGUUCUUUGCUCACGAUGACCCCUGGGUGUCUCUGGCUUCUCUUGAGGUUUAUGUUCGCCGAGCGUACCGUGCCUACAUCCUCAAGUCGAUCGAGUACCACCAGGACGAGUCUGACGCUCCCCUGUUUGUGUCUUGGGACUUCCAGCUUCGCAAGCUUGGCCAGUCCGAGUUCGGCCUGCCUCUGCAGUCUGCUGCUCCCUCCACCCCCGCUACCCCCAGCGGAGGCGAGUUCAAUUUUAAGCGAAUUCACUCGAUCAGCGACAUGUCUUACCUCACCCACAAGUGGGAGGAUGAGCCUACUCGCAAGGGUGUCAUUGUUCCUUGCAAGUACAUCGACGAUGCUGAGGAUCUUAUCGGCAAGGCUCUUGAGACCCUGGCCACUGAGCAGAGGCAGAGGAAGAAGCACACCACUCCCGGCCUUAUCCCUGACCUGAGUGGUAAGCGCAAGCCCGUCCAGGCCAAGCAGGAGGUGGAGGAGCUGUCCGCUGUUAUCAACGUCGCUAUCCGCGAUUCUGAGAGCCGCGAUGACCGUGAGACUCUUGAGCGCAUCCUGCCUAUCGUUGAGCAGUACAAGGAUGAGCUCCUCGCUCGAGGUGUCCGCCGUCUGACGUUCAUCUGCGGUCACAGCGAUGGCUCCUACCCCGGAUACUACACUUUCCGAGGACCCGAGUACAAGGAAGAUGAUAGCAUUCGUCACAGCGAGCCCGCUCUUGCUUUCCAGCUCGAGCUUGCUCGUCUGGCCAAGUUCCACAUCAAGCCUGUUUUCACUGAGAACAAGAGCAUCCACGUGUACGAGGGUGUUGGCAAGGCUGUGGACACUGACAAGCGGUACUUUACUCGUGCUGUCAUCCGUCCUGGUCGUCUUCGGGAUGAGAUUCCCACCGCUGAGUAUCUCAUCUCUGAGGCUGACCGUGUCGUCAACGACAUUUUUGAUGCCCUGGAGAUUAUCGGCAACAACAACUCCGAUCUGAACCAGGUCUUCAUCAACUUCACCCCCGUGUUCCAACUCCAGCCCAAGGAGGUUGAGGAGUCCCUGCAGGGCUUCCUUGACCGAUUCGGUAUCCGAGCUUGGCGCCUCCGUAUCGCUCAGGUUGAGAUUCGCAUUAUUUGCACGGAUCCCCAGACCGGAACUCCUUACCCUCUCCGUGUUGUCAUCACCAACACCUCCGGCUAUGUCGUCGACGUCGACAUGUACGCUGAGCGCAAGUCGGAGAAGGGCGAGUGGGUCUUCCACAGCAUUGGUGGUACCCACGAGAAGGGUCCCAUGCAUCUGCUGCCCGUCUCUACCCCCUAUGCCACCAAGAACUGGCUCCAGCCUAAGCGAUACAAGGCUCACCUCAUGGGCACUCAGUACGUCUACGACUUCCCUGAGCUGUUCCGACAGGCUAUCCAGAACACCUGGACCAAGGCUGUCAAGCUUCAGCCCAGCCUGGCCUCUCAGCAGCCCAAGACUGGUGACUGCAUCAGCUUCACUGAGCUCGUGCUUGAUGACAAGGACAACCUCGACGAGGUGAACCGUGAGCCUGGUACCAACACUUGUGGUAUGGUUGGUUGGAUCUUCAGGGCCCGCACCCCUGAGUACCCCAACGGCCGACGAUUUAUCGUCAUUGCCAACGAUAUUACCUACAAGAUUGGUUCUUUCGGUCCCAAGGAAGAUGACUUCUUCCACAAGUGCACUGAGCUUGCUCGCAAGCUGGGUAUUCCCCGUAUCUACCUGUCUGCCAACUCUGGUGCUCGCCUUGGUCUUGCGGAUGAGCUCAUGGGCCACUUCAAGGUUGCUUGGAACGAUGCCAACAACCAGCAGGGUGGCUUCCGAUACCUCUACCUUGACGAGGAGACCAAGACCCGCUUCGAGAAGGACGUCAUCACCGAGGAGGUCUCUGAGGAUGGUGAGAAGCGACACAAGAUUGUCACCAUCAUUGGUAAGGAGGAGGGUCUUGGUGUUGAGUGUCUGAGGGGAUCCGGUCUUAUUGCCGGUGCCACCAGCCGAGCCUACAACGACAUCUUCACCGUGACCCUGGUGACCUGCCGAUCAGUUGGUAUUGGUGCUUACCUCGUCCGUCUUGGUCAGCGUGCUGUCCAGAUUGAGGGUCAGCCCAUCAUCCUGACUGGUGCCCCUGCCCUUAACAACCUGCUUGGUCGUGAGGUGUACACCUCUAACCUGCAGCUCGGUGGCACUCAGAUCAUGUACCGCAACGGUGUCUCCCACAUGACCGCUAACGACGACUUUGCUGGUGUCUCCAAGAUUGUCGAGUGGAUGUCGUUUGUUCCCGAGAAGCGCAACAGCCCCGUGCCCGUCAGCCCUAGCGUGGACGACUGGGACCGUGACAUCACCUACUUCCCUCCCCAGAAGCAGCCCUACGAUGUCCGGUGGAUGAUUGGUGGCCGCGAGGGUGAGGACGGUUUCGAGUCUGGUCUGUUCGACAAGGACUCGUUCGUCGAGGCUCUUGGUGGCUGGGCCAAGACUGUUGUUGUCGGUCGUGCUCGUCUCGGUGGUAUCCCCAUGGGUGUCAUUGCUGUUGAGACUCGAUCGGUUGAGAACAUUACUCCUGCCGACCCUGCCAACCCUGACUCUAUCGAGCAGGUCAGCAACGAGGCCGGUGGUGUGUGGUACCCCAACUCUGCCUUCAAGACUGCCCAGGCCAUCAACGACUUCAACAACGGUGAGCAGCUGCCCCUGAUGAUCCUUGCCAACUGGCGUGGUUUCUCUGGUGGUCAGCGAGACAUGUACAACGAGGUGCUCAAGUAUGGAUCCUUCAUCGUCGACGCCCUCGUCAAGUACGAGCAGCCCAUCUUCAUCUACAUCCCUCCCUUUGGUGAGCUCCGUGGUGGAUCUUGGGUCGUCGUCGACCCUACAAUCAACCCCACGGCUAUGGAGAUGUACGCCGAUGUCGAGGCCCGUGGUGGUGUCCUUGAGCCCGAGGGUAUCAUUGGUAUCAAGUACCGCAAGGACAAGCAGGUCAAGACCAUGGAACGCAUGGAUCCUGAGUAUGCCGGCCUUAAGAAGCAGCUUGAGGACCUCAGCCUGUCUACCGAGGAGACCGACGAGAUUAAGAAGAAGAUGGCCAUCCGCGAGAAGCAGCUGCUGCCCGUGUACGCCCAGAUCGCCGUUCAGUUCGCCGACCUGCACGACCGUGCUGGCCGCAUGAAGGCCAAGGGUGUUAUCCGAGACUCUCUUGAGUGGACCAACGCUCGUCGCUACUUCUACUGGCGUCUUCGCCGCCGUCUCAACGAGGAGUACAUCAUCCGCCGCAUGACCUCGACCAUCAUCAGCACUUCGCACAGCCAGACUGCUGCUAAGAACGCUGAGACGCGUGCCAAGUACCUGCACCUUCUCCGCAGCUGGUCGGGCAUUGUCGACUGGGAGAAGGAUGACCAGGCCGUCACUGAGUGGUAUGAGACUGAGCGCAAGACUAUUGGUGAGAAGGUUGAUUCCCUCAAGUCUGAGGUGCUGGCUGCCGAGGUUGCCAGUGUUGUCCGAGGCCACGCCAAGGCUGGCUGGACUGGUGUUCGUGAGGUGCUGAGGGUCAUGCCCGUUGAGGAGCGGGAGCAGAUUCUCAAGUACCUCCAGCAGUAG